CUUGCGCUGCCCUCCCGUUCUCCUUUUCUUUCCACCCCGAACCUCCUUUCUACUCUCCCUGUUACCUCUUCUACUCCAAGCACAACAUGUCCAGGGCUCAGUUCUUGAGGGAGUACAAGCUCGUCGUUGUUGGCGGUGGUGGCGUCGGCAAGUCCGCGCUCACCAUCCAGUUCAUCCAGAGCCAUUUCGUGGACGAGUACGACCCCACAAUUGAAGAUUCGUAUCGCAAGCAGUGCGUUAUCGAUGACGAGGUUGCGCUCCUCGACGUCCUGGACACGGCUGGCCAGGAGGAGUACGGAGCCAUGCGGGAGCAGUACAUGAGGACGGGCGAAGGUUUCCUCCUCGUUUACUCGAUCACGUCGCGGAACUCGUUCGAGGAAAUCAGCACCUUCCACCAACAGAUCCUUCGGGUGAAGGACAAGGACUACUUCCCGGUCAUCGUCGUCGCGAACAAGUGCGAUCUCGAGUACGAGCGCCAGGUCGGCAUGAACGAGGGCCGUGACCUCGCGAAGCACUUCGGCUGCAAGUUCAUCGAAACCUCUGCCAAGCAGAGGAUCAACGUGGAUGAGGCAUUCUCUAACCUCGUUCGGGAGAUCCGGAAAUACAACAAGGAAAUGCAGCAAACGGGCCGCCCGCCGGCGAACACUGGCAAUGCGCCUGGCGGCAUGUUCAACCCCGGCGACAAGAACGACGAUGCAGGAGCUGGAUGCUGCGGUGGAUGCGUUGUCGUCUGAACCUUGCCGUUAUUCCCCUUCCGCCUUCUUUCACCUAUCGUUUUCGCGUUUCCCUCCCACUCCCAGCCCCUAACCCCUUUACGUUCUGACAUUCGCUAUCGUUCACCCCAUGUACAUUGUAUGUUUCGGAUUCUCGUCCCUCUUGUUUACUGCUAUAUGGGUUCAUGGUGCGGAGUUCGACCCUCGGGCGCAGGUCCCAGGGUCCUUAACGGAGUCGGUGGAGGUUGUCACCAUAGGAUUUAUACUAGACAAAGCACAACAUGCAACACAGUCAUGACCGGAGCCCGUAAUCUCACAAUGGUCACAUAAGACUGGUU
Punctularia strigosozonata HHB-11173 SS5 is the source of this 1051-nucleotide messenger RNA. RefSeq names its product ras-like protein. The transcript has 7 exons. NCBI's taxonomy places the organism in Eukaryota, Fungi, Basidiomycota, Agaricomycetes, Corticiales, Punctulariaceae. Gene Ontology annotation, cellular component: plasma membrane. The record is from RefSeq and is a predicted model, not a curated record. Gene Ontology annotation, molecular function: GTP binding; GTPase activity; GDP binding. Gene Ontology annotation, biological process: signal transduction. Bases 87 to 734 code for a protein of 215 amino acids.